UUCAAUACGUGAAAGAUGAAGGGAAUAAUAUGGUCGUCGACCCGCCGCCAUCUUGUGGAGAGGGUAGAGUCUGAGGUGGCGGCGAUGAGUGUCGGCAUUUACUUCUGUGGCAGCAUCAGAGGCGGGCGGCAGGAUGUGGAGAUAUACUCCCGAAUCAUCGGCCAGCUGAAGAGAUUCGGGAAAGUUUUCAGCGAGCACGUCGGCCACCCGGAGCUGAAUGCGAAAGGGGAGGGUAGAAUGGAAGCUGAAGAUAAAUGCAUCCAUGAUAGAGAUUUGGAAUGGCUGCAGGAGGCUGAUGUCAUGGUGGCAGAGGUCACUCAACCAUCAUUGGGUGUUGGUUAUGAAAUUGGAAGAGCUGUAGCCAUGAAUAAGAAGAUUCUGUGCCUGUUCCGACCGUCAUCAAAGUAUGUUCUCUCCGCAAUGAUUCGAGGAGCAGCGAAUGGAUCAAACAUCCAUGUGAAGGAUUACUCAGAGGAGAAAGUGGAAACAAUUCUACAACAAUAUUUUGAACAACAACUAUAGGCAUAAAAAUCACUGCUUACCCAAUUAUAAAAAGGGCAUAAUGUUAAUUGUUGGUGUUAUGUACCCGCAUACACAGUACUUCUUCCAAUUAAAAUACAA
Molecule: messenger RNA, 621 nt
Organism: Hypanus sabinus (Atlantic stingray)
Lineage: Eukaryota; Metazoa; Chordata; Chondrichthyes; Myliobatiformes; Dasyatidae
Gene: dnph1
Product: 2'-deoxynucleoside 5'-phosphate N-hydrolase 1
Exons: 5
Coding region: 16-522 (168 amino acids)
Biological process (GO): deoxyribonucleoside monophosphate catabolic process
Cellular component (GO): nucleus
Molecular function (GO): 5-hydroxymethyl-dUMP N-hydrolase activity
Source: RefSeq, a predicted model, not a curated record